AUGAACCCAUAUAUUACAAAAAUUCAUGGUGUUACGCGAGAUCCUGAAACAAAAGAUUACAUGUUAAUAAUGGAAUAUGCAAAUGGCGGUAAUUUACAUAAUUAUUUGCAAAAGAAUUUUAUGAAUAUUUCAUGGAGCGAAAAAUUAUAUAUUUUGUGGAAAAUUACGGAAGGGUAA
Molecule: messenger RNA, 177 nt
Organism: Rhizophagus irregularis DAOM 181602=DAOM 197198
Lineage: Eukaryota; Fungi; Glomeromycota; Glomeromycetes; Glomerales; Glomeraceae
Source: RefSeq, a predicted model, not a curated record